Messenger RNA from Meleagris gallopavo (turkey), 853 nucleotides. NCBI's taxonomy places the organism in Eukaryota, Metazoa, Chordata, Aves, Galliformes, Phasianidae. The record is from RefSeq and is a predicted model, not a curated record.
GAUGACACCAAACAGCACAGAGAGGCUGACAGAGCAGAGCUGACCCACUGCAUCCUGCUGCAGGGUAAGGAGAGGAGCUUUGGCGAUGCUUGGCGGUGCCCUGGCCAAAUCCUCUCUCGCAAACCUCAGGAAUGAACGCGAGUUUCUUGCUAACACAGUGUGGGAUUUCCUUCCUGCAGCCCGAUUCUGCCCAGAGGAAAUGGUCCUGUUUCUGCAGUCGCAGCUGGGCGGUGAGAGGGAGGCUGGAUGCGUGGCAGCCCUGGGUCUCCUCGGUGCUCUGGCUCGCUCUGAUGAGCCCGCAAUCACAGAGAAGCUGCCCCAGAUUGUGGAGGCUAUGCAGUGUGUGUGCAGUGACCCCAGGACCCAGGUGAGGAAGGCCAUUCUGCAUUUCAUCAAGGAUCUGCUCAGUUCUAACACCUGGAGCUGCUCAGCCUGGGAUGUGGUGGGGCACAUCUUCAGUGAGUUCAGCCGCACCACAGGAAGAAGGGCAGCUGGAGAUGUUUCUGCCCAGGAAGCCCAGGAAGAAGGCGCUCUCCAAGAGCUGUGUAUGGACAUCCUGGAGUCACUGGAUGUCUCCAUGAGAGGGAUGACCAAACUCCUGUGGCCACGGCUGCUGCUGUACGUGGUGCCAGCCCAGUACACCGGCAUGCUUAUCCCAGUCUCCCGCUGCGUCCAAGCCUUGGCUGAGAGAGGGGACCUGACAGUGCAGGAGAUAGAAGAACUGGAUCCCCAUUUCCUCAGCUCCAUGUUUCAAGGCCCACUGCUGACUCCCCAGAUACUCCUGGCACGUCUGCUGGUGGUGGCAGGGAGCCCUUUUGCAGGCAGUGAACUCCAAGCCGCUGGGGAGGGGUGA